This is a messenger RNA of Zootoca vivipara (common lizard), 9648 nucleotides long. It is a transcript of the gene SPTBN2, whose product is annotated as spectrin beta, non-erythrocytic 2. NCBI's taxonomy places the organism in Eukaryota, Metazoa, Chordata, Lepidosauria, Squamata, Lacertidae. Gene Ontology annotation, cellular component: spectrin. The record is from RefSeq and is a predicted model, not a curated record. Gene Ontology annotation, molecular function: phospholipid binding; actin binding; structural constituent of cytoskeleton.
CGCCCGCCUGGGUUCGCCCCGGCGCCACCUGUGAUGCUGACGCUGGAGAAGCGGACGGGAGACGGCGAUGCGCGCACCGGACGCGCCUUGAGCCGACGGAGACGCCGGGCGCCUGCCGGAGGAGGUGGAGGAGGUCCUUGUAUAAAGAACGAGCUCUCGAGCAGACACCCAGCCGGGGGGAGCUGAAUCCUCUGACAGUGUGGCAUUCAGAUUGGCAGAAGCAGGCUGACUUUCUGUGCGGACGUUGGCCCCGUUGCCGAAAUCGCCAUGAGCAGCACCCUCUCCCCUACCGACUACGACAGCCUGGAGAUCCAGCAGCAGUACAAUGACAUCAACAACCGCUGGGAAGUGGCCGACGAAGACUGGGACAAUGAGAACAGCUCGGCCCGGCUUUUCGAGCGCUCUCGCAUCAAGGCGCUGGCAGAGCCUGAUUUCGGUCCUUCUCCCCCUCCUGAGCUCUCCCCGGCUGCAUUUAUCAACGCAGUCCAGUACGCCAACGUGUUGGAGGGCAGGUUCAAGCAGCUUCAAGAUGAACGAGAGGCCGUGCAGAAGAAAACCUUCACCAAAUGGGUCAACUCUCACCUGGCUCGGGUCACGUGCCGGAUCAGUGAUUUGUACAGCGACUUGCGAGAUGGGCGGAUGUUGCUGCGCCUGCUGGAGGUGCUCUCAGGGGAGCAAUUGCCGAAGCCGACCAAGGGCCGGAUGCGUAUACACUGCCUGGAGAACGUGGACAAGGCCCUCCAGUUCUUAAAGGAGCAGCGUGUCCACCUGGAGAAUAUGGGCUCACACGAUAUUGUUGACGGCAACCACCGAUUGACCCUGGGCCUCAUAUGGACCAUCAUUCUCCGCUUCCAGAUCCAGGAUAUCAGUGUGGAGACAGAGGAUAACAAGGAGAAGAAAUCCGCCAAGGAUGCCUUGCUACUUUGGUGUCAGAUGAAAACAGCUGGGUACCCAAAUGUGAACGUCCACAACUUCACCACCAGCUGGAGGGAUGGCCUGGCUUUCAACGCAAUUGUCCACAAACACAGGCCAGACCUGAUAGACAUCGACACCUUGAAGAAAUGCAACGCACACUACAACCUCCAGAAUGCCUUCAACAUUGCCGAAAAGGAACUGGGCCUCACCAAGCUUUUAGAUCCCGAAGAUGUGAACGUGGACCAGCCUGAUGAGAAGUCCAUCAUCACCUAUGUGGCCACUUACUACCACUACUUCUCCAAGAUGAAAGCCUUAGCCGUGGAAGGGAAACGGAUUGGGAAGGUCUUGGACCAUGCCAUCGAGGCCGACAAGCUGAUAGAGAAGUACGAGACGCUGGCUUCUGACCUUCUGCAAUGGAUUGAGCAGACCAUCUUGACAUUGAACGACCGGAAGCUGGCCAACUGUCUGAGUGGAGUGCAGAACCAGCUGCAGGCCUUCAACACCUACCGCACUGUGGAGAAACCCCCCAAGUUUACAGAGAAAGGGAAUCUUGAAGUUCUGCUUUUCACCAUCCAGAGCAAGAUGAGAGCCAAUAACCAAAAGGUUUACACGCCACGAGAGGGGAGGCUCAUCUCUGACAUCAACAAGGGCUGGGAGCGGCUGGAGAAAGCGGAGCAUGAGAGAGAGCUGGCGCUGCGCAAUGAGCUGAUUCGGCAGGAGAAGCUGGAGCAGCUGGCAGCACGCUUCGACCGCAAGGCAGCCAUGCGUGAGACCUGGCUGAGUGAGAACCAGCGCCUCGUCUCCCAGGAUAACUUUGGCUUGGACAUUUCGGCGGUGGAGGCCGCGGUGCGGAAACACGAAGCCAUCGAGACGGACAUCGUGGCGUACAGUGAGCGCGUGGCAGCUGUGAACGCGGUGGCAGCCGAGCUGGAGGCGGAGGGCUACCACGACAUCAAGCGGGUGUUGGCGCGCAAGAACAACGUGGCGAGGCUUUGGGACUACUUGCGCGAGCUGGUGGCUGCCCGCCGGGAGCGCCUGAUGCUCCAUUUCGAGCUGCAGAAGAUGUUCCAGGACUUGGCCUACCUCAUGGAUUGGCUGGAAGAGAUGAAGGGCCGCCUUCAGUCUCAGGACUUUGGGAAACACCUGCAUGGCGUGGAGGACCUGCUGCAGAUCCACGCCCUGGUGGAGGCCGACAUCUCCGUCCAGGCCGAACGGGUGAAAGCCAUCAGUGCCGCUGCCCAGCGCUUUGCCACCCCUGGGGAAGCUUACAAGCCCUGUGACCCCCACCUUGUCCAAGAGCGCGUGGCAACGCUGGACCGGUGCUAUCGGGAGCUGGUGGCGUUGGCAGCGCAAAGGCGUGCCAAACUGGAAGAGUCUCGCCGCCUUUGGAAGUUCUUCUGGGACAUGGGCGAGGAGGAGGCCUGGAUCCGGGAGCAGAGCCAGAUCCUGUCGUCAGGCGACUUCGGCAAGGACCUGACGAGUGCGCUGCGCCUGACCAGCAAGCAUAACGCCUUCCGCGACGAGAUGAGCGGCCGUGCUGGCCCGCUGCAGCAGAGCAUAGCCGAAGGCCGCCAGCUGGUUGCCGAGGGCCACUUUGGGGCUGCCGAGGUGGCCGAACGGAUCCGGGAAAUCGAGGAGCAAUGGGAUCAGCUGGAGGCGCUGUCCCGAGAGCGGGAGCAGCGCCUUCUCCAGGCCUCCAAUCUCUACCAGUUCCAGGCGGACGCCAAUGACAUGGAGGCCUGGUUGCUGGAUGCACUCCGCUUGGUGUCCAGCUCCGAGGUGGGCCAUGACGAGUACUCCACGCAGAGCCUGGUGAAGAAGCACAAGGAUGUGGAGGAGGAGAUCCACAACCACCGCCCUGCCCUCGACGCCCUCCAUGAGCAGGCCCGGAGCCUGCCCCCUGCCUUUGCCCAUGCCCCCGAGGUGGAUGGGCGGCUCCCUGCGCUGGAGCAGCGCUAUGAGGAACUGGUUGCUCUCUCCGAGCAUCGCAAGCAAGCCCUGCAGGAUGCUCUCAACCUUUACAAGAUGUUCAGCGAGGCAGAUGCGUGCGGGCUCUGGAUUGGCGAGAGGGAGUACUGGAUUGAAACGAUGGAUGUCCCUGAGAAGUUGGAAGACCUUGAAGUGGUUCAGCAAAGGUUUGAGACUCUGGAGCCAGAGAUGAAUAAUCUGGCCUCCCGCAUUGCAGCGGUGAAUGAGAUUGCGAGCCGGCUUCUGGGAACUGACCACAGGAACAAGGACAGCAUCCAGGCCACUCAGGAACAGCUCAAUGCCAGGUGGCAGCAGUUCCAAGCCUUGGCCAGCCGCAAGAAGGAUGCAUUGACCUCGGCACUCAGCAUCCAGAAUUACUACUUGGAGUGCAAUGAGACCAAGGCUUGGAUGCGGGAGAAAACCAAAGUGAUCGAGUCCACCCAAGGCUUGGGCAACGACCUGGCAGGGGUCAUGGCCCUGCAGCGCAAGCUGGCGGGCAUGGAGCGGGACCUGGAGGCCAUCCAGGGCAAAGUGCGGGACUUGCGGGAGGAGGCCACCCGCCUGGCGGACCAGCACCCGGAGCAGGCUCCUGCCAUUUUGGACCGCUUGUCCGAAGUCGACGGGACCUGGGAUGAGCUACGGGGGACCAUGCGCCGACGCGAGGAGUCCUUGGGAGAAGCCAGCAAGCUUCAGGGCUUCUUGCGGGACUUGGACGACUUCCAGGCGUGGCUUUUGCGCACCCAGACGGCCAUCGCUUCGGAAGACGUGCCAGCCACCCUGCCGGAGGCAGAGCGCUUGCUGAACCAGCAUGAGACCAUCCGGAACGAGGUGGAGCACUACAGGGGCGACUACCGGCGCUUGCGGGCCAUGGGGGAGGAGGUGACGCAAGGCCACACCGAUGCCCAGCACAUGUUCCUGCAGCAGCGCCUUCAAGCCCUCGACACUGGCUGGAAUGAGCUGGACCAGAUGUGGGAGAACCGGCACCAGCUGCUCUCCCAAGCCUACAGCUUCCAAAUCUUCCUGAGGGACACCAAGCAGGUGGAAGGGGUGCUCAGCAACCAGGAAUAUGUGCUGACUCACACAAGCAUGCCCAGCUCCCUCCAAGCCGCUGAGGCUGCCAUUAAAAAACAUGAGGAUUUCAUGACCACCAUGGAGGCCAACGGGGAGAAGAUCAAGGGGCUGGUGGACUCUGGCCGGAAGCUUAUCAUGGAGAAUGGGCUCCACUCUGACAAGAUCCAGGAGAAGGUCAAUUCCAUUGACAGCAGGCAUAGGAAAAACCAGCAGGCAGCUCAGGACCUUCUGGCUCGCCUCCGUGACAAUCGGGAACUGCAGCAUUUUCUACAAGACUGUCAAGAGCUCACCUUGUGGAUCAAUGAGAAGAUGCUGUCAGCUCAGGACAUGUCGUAUGAUGAAGCCCGGAACCUCCACACCAAGUGGCAGAAGCACCAGGCCUUCAUGGCCGAGCUGGCUUCCAACAAGGGCUGGCUGGAGAAGAUCCAGAAGGAGGGAGAGCAGCUGGUGGCCGAGAAGCCAGAGCUGGAGCCCGUGGUGAGGGCCAAGCUGGACAGCCUGCAGAAGCUCUGGGAGGAGCUGGAAUCCAGCACCCAGAGCAAAGCUCAGUGCCUCUUCGACGCCAACCGAGCCGAGCUCUUCACUCAGAGCUGUUCCGCCAUGGAGGCCUGGCUGAGCGGCCUUCAGGCCCAGCUGCACUCUGAUGACUACGGAAAGGACUUAACCAGCGUCAACAUUUUGCUCAAGAAACAGCAGAUGCUGGAAAACCAGAUGGACGUGCGGGAGAAGGAGGUGGAGGGCCUCAAAGCCCAAGCACUGGCCCUCAGCCCAGAGGACUCCAACACCGUGGAGGUGGACGGCAAACUGCAGGCAGUGGAAGACAGGUUUGCAGAGCUGCGGGCACCACUCAGGGAGCGCUGCGAGAAGCUGCUGGCCUCCAAGGAGGAGCACCAGUUCAACCGCGACCUGGAGGAUGAAAUUUUGUGGGUGAAGGAGCGGAUGCCCAUGGCAGUCUCCACUGACCAUGGUAAAGAUCUGCCCACUGUCCAACUACUGAUCAAGAAAAAUCAGACCCUGCAGAAGGAGAUCCAGGGCCACCAGCCACGAAUCAAUGACAUCCUGGGGAGAUGGCAGGGGCUGGCAUGCAGCGGCCUGGAAGCGGAGCUGCAGGGGCGCGUGGAGGCUUUGCAGGAGAUGUGGCAGGAGCUGCAGAGCCAAGUGGAGCAGCGGCACGGGCGCCUGGAGCAAGCACAGAUGGCCCAACAGUUCUACUUCGAUGUUGCGGAGGCCGAGGCCUGGAUGGGCGAACAAGAGCUGCACAUGAUAUUGGAGGAGAAGGCCAAGGAUGAACUGAUUGCUCAGGCCAUGGUGAAAAAACAUCUGGUGAUGGAACAGGCUCUAGAAGACUAUGCCCAGACCAUCCACCAGCUCUCCAUCCAGAGCCGCGAUAUGGUAAACAAUGGGCAUCCUGAGAGUGAACGGAUCAAUCUCCGGCAGGGCCAAGUGGACAAGCUCUAUGCCAGCCUGAAGGACUUGGCUGAGGAGCGCCGGGCCAAGCUGCAGGAACAGCUCCGCCUCUGCCAGCUGAAGAGGGAAGUGGACGAUCUCGAGCAGUGGAUCUCAGAGCGGGAGGUGGUGGCUGCUUCUCAUGAGCUUGGACAGGACUACGAACAUGUCACGAUGCUGCGGGACAAGUUCCGGGAAUUCUCACGUGACACCAGCACUAUCGGUCAGGAGCGGGUGGACGCCGUCAACCGGCUGGCGGACGAGAUGAUCUCUGCCGGUCACUCUGAAAAUGCUACCAUCGCCGAGUGGAAGGACAGCCUGAAUGAGGCCUGGGCAGACCUCCUAGAACUCAUCGACACCCGGAGCCAGAUGCUGGCAGCGUCCUAUGAGCUGCACCGUUUCUACCACGAUGCCCGUGAGACCCUCAGCCAGGUCCAGAACAAGCAGAAGCAGCUGCCCGAUGAAGUGGGCCGGGACCUCAACACAGCGGAGGCCAUGCAGCGGAUGCACAGCGCAUACGAGCACGACAUCCAGGCGCUCAGUACCCAGGUGAAGCAGGUGCAGGACGAUGCGGCGCGGCUGCAGAAGGCUUAUGCCGGCGAGAAGGCAGACGACAUCCGGAGGCAUGAGCAGUCUGUUAGUGAGGCCUGGUCUGACCUGCUCAGCAGCAGCAGUGGCCGCCGGCACCUCCUCCUUGACACUGUUGACAAGUUCCGCUUCUUCCGCAUGGUGCGUGACCUCCUGCUGUGGAUGGAUGAUGUCAACCUCCAGAUAGAUGCCCAGGAGAAGCCCAGGGACGUCUCGGCAGCAGACUUAGUCAUUAAGAACCACCAAGGGAUCAAGGCUGAAGUUGAGGCCCGGACAGACAGCUUCAACGCCUGCAUCGCCAUUGGCAACGAGUUGUUGGCCAAAGGACACUAUGCCUCUGACAAGAUUGCAGAGAAGUUGACCCAGCUGCAGGACCGACGCAAGGAGAUCAAUGACAAAUGGCGGGAGAAAAUGGACUGGUUACAAAUUGUCAUGGAGGUGCUGAUGUUUGGGCGGGAUGCUAGCAUGGCGGAGGCCUGGCUCUCCAGCCAAGAGCCGAUUGUGCGUUCUGCAGAGCUGGGUGGCAACGUGGACGAAGUGGAGAACCUCAUCAAGCGCCACGAGGGCUUCCAGAAAUCAGUUGCUGCCUGGGAGGAGCGCUUCCUGGCACUGGAGAAGCUCACAACGCUGGAAGAGAAUGAACGUCGCCGACGUGAGCAGGAGGAAGCGAGGAAAAAGAGGCCCCUGACUCCGCCUCUGCCAGAACCCACAGCCACAAUGCAACAGAACCAGCAUCUGGAAAUGCCACAUGCUCCCGGUGCCGGCCAUGACGCCCGGAGCCCUGGAGAGCGAGGCUUGUCGCUGGAGUUACCAUCUCUGAAUGGGAUUGACCCCGAUUCCGAGUCUCCACAGAUUUCAGAGACAUCUGGUACGGUAAACGGGUCACGAAUGGAUUCCUUGUCCAAGGGGAAGGAGCCCAGCCCAACCCCAUCACCUCAUCUCCAUUCCAAACCACCUGCCUACAGCGAUCCCACUCAGUUGGCCACACUGGCCCCGCGCACGCCAGACCCCUCGGCCUCAGAGCAGAUGGAAGGGAUGUUGUGUCGGAAGCAGGAAAUGGAGUCACACGGCAAAAAGGCAGCCAACAGGUCCUGGCAGAACAUCUACUGCAUUGUCCGGAAGGGCAGCCUGGGCUUCUACAAGGACAGCAAGAGUGCCAGUCACGGCAUCCCUUACCAUGGCGAAGUGCCCAUCAGCUUGCAAGGGGUGCAGUGCAACGUUGCUCUGGACUACAAGAAGCGCAAGCAUGUAUUUAAGCUUGGGUUAGCGGACGGCAAAGAAUUUUUAUUCCAGGCCAAGGAUGAGGCUGAGAUGAGCAGCUGGAUGAGAGUCAUCAACGCUGCAGCUGCCUCUGCCGCAACGCCACAAGGCCCUGCAGAGGACCAGCCGCCGCUCAUCAGCAAAGGAAUGACCCGGGCCUUGACCAUGCCUCCCGUCUCGCCUAACAGCGCCCAGGAAGGGACCGUCACUCUGCGUAGCAAAGAGUCCAAGGAAAAAGACCGCGAGAAACGCUUUAGCUUUUUCAAGAAGAACAAAUAAGGGGCCACACCCGGAGAAGUGGGGCAGGGUGGGGGCUGCAGCUGCCGAAUCUGUACAGAACUGAUCAUCAGAGCGGGCAUGGCGGGGGGCUUUGGACUGGGGGGGGAGGGAGGGAGGGGCCGGGGCAUGACACAGCUGAUGGAGACCACAGUUGUUUUUCUUUUUUUAGUACUGCAGAUUGCAUGAAGCAUCUUCAAACUUUACGAGGAAUGCCUCUCCUCCUGACUCCCCGCCCUCCAACAAAAGAAAAAAAAACUAAACAAGCCAUGCUGCCUCUAUCGAAUCACAUUUGCAGAAGCCCCUGGCAGAGAUGCUGCAUUGGAGGGUGGGGGGCAGGCUGCCUUGAGGUGGGAGGGAAGGGGGGGUUGUUGAACUCUGGGUGUGAUGGGUGCACAUCUGGGUCAUCGAGUGAUGGGUGCUGCGCAGGUCAUGGGGAGAGGGAGGAGGACGGCCCACUACUUCCAUUCAAUAGGAGCAGCGGGAUCCUGACCUUUCUGUCUGGGAUUGCAACGGCAUGGGCUCUGUGCGAAAGUUUUCCGUUUCCAGGUGCCAUCAAAACUUUGUCGGAGGUGAAAUGGACUGUUCAGGGUUUUGUCGUUGAGAAUAUUCUCCUAUGAUCUCAUCCCUAGCCAGGAAAUGCUCCCACUGCCUGAGGAGCCCCACCACCCCACCCCCAUUUUCCUCCCUGUGAUACCUGAUAUGCUCCAUCACAUUUUUGCAGCCUCCUGAAAUGGGCCCUGUCCUGAAGCCGGACAGCAAGGAACAAGAUUGGGUUGGUUUUGAAGAAAAGCCUCUUUUCUCAGUGCACUGCUGGACCCAACCCUUGCUCUCUUGUCUUUCCCCUCCAAAUUUAUUUUUUUUAGCUAAAUCAUGUCCCCAGCAGCUGUCUAUAAACAGUAGCUAAGCGACCUUCUCAAUGGGUAAGGAAGUGAGUUCCCCUUUAAUUAAGGACCCCGGUACUCUGCUUUCAUCAGGGAUGGGUAGAAGUUAGAUUGGAAUCUUGUUAGUAGAUCUCUGGCUGUUUUGUGGUAGAUCGGCAAGAGGUUUUGACUCCUAAUGACAAUAGCAACAACUGCCUCCUGCCUCAAAUCAGAUUGCUUUGGGAGGGAGUUAGCAGGAGUGGAUUUUUGUAUGAAAGGAUUUGUGAUCUUGAUACUGGAUACUGAUCACUACUUCCUGGACUCAGCACAUGCUCAGAGGGCACACUUUCAUCCUUAAUUCUUAUUAAGUCCUCAGUACAUUUGCUCAGUUGAGUUCCUGUUGUUGCACCUGGCUCCAGGUGGUAGAUCUCAGGGUUGUAGUGGGGGGGGGGAAACAAAGUAGAUCCCUCAGGCCUACACUCUGCCCAGGCCUGGAUUAGGGUUACGCUACCUAAGCAGGGAGAGGGUGUUUAAAUGGAGGCAUUGUGGGUGAGCGAGGUAGGGGACUAAGCCCCCCCCCACCUACAUCUAGUCUUUGAAACUGCCUCCUCCACUGUGAUUCUUACACUUUCGCAGGCCUCCAGACUGGGAGCAGACCCGGGAUAAACAGGUGGUUACAGGAGAGGGGCAAAAGUCUUGCAUGAGACAAGUUUAGCCGCCUUCUGUCUACCAAGGCCAGUUCCAGGUUUUUGGGGAGCGGGGGCUGGCAAAGUACCCCUCUGGACCCAGGCUUAUUGGCCAGCUGGUUCUUGAAAACCAGCAGCCACUUUUAUUUUCCCACAAUACCCUUGGUGCCCCUGGAGCAUUGUGGGAAAUUUUAAAAUGGCAGGCAUCUUCCUAGACACCACCAGAGAAGCCAAUGGUUUGCGGGGGGCUAAACCAUAUGUUGGCACCACUUGGGCCAAAGCAGGCAUUGCUGCUGGUAGAUAGGCCAUCUGCAAGAGGCACCCAUCACUUCCACUUUAGAUCAUAUCCCCUUCUGUCAUUCACUCUCACUUUCUCUCUCUCUCUCUCUCACACACAUGCUUUGCUGGCUGGGACUGAUGGAAGUGGUAGUGCAGAACACCUGGAGCUCACCAGGAUUGGAAAGACUUGUUCUACAGCAGUGGGGCAGAGCUGCAUCCCAAGAGACACCUCCUGCCAAUCACAAUUAUCUAUGGCUCUGGUAAUCCAUGCCACUGUUAUAAAGAUCAUUCACACA